UCUACUAAUUUUGCUGACUUUUUCUUCAGUAUGCCAUGUUUAUCAAUUCUUGCACUAUAAAUGGUCCUAGCAAUAAUGAUAGAUAUAAUUAAAAUCUUCCUCCUCAUGUAUUCACUCUGUGACAGAUCGUUUAAUACGUAAAUGCGCCGAAGCAGUGAAUUUAAAAUAACUGUUUUGUAUUUAAUAUGUCUGUGUCUUUAAGUGGUAUUGAAAAAUCUAAAAUACUGGGCCAUCGUCGCCAGAGAAGUAAUAGCGAUCCUCAAGCGACAGCGUUAUUGCUUGCACAAAUACGGCGCGAUGAAGAUUGGAAGAUGUGUAAUUUGACAACAGGCAAUCAUAAUGCUGCUGUCAAAAAAACAACUGGUAGCAUGAGGACAGGUUCCCUUGGUUCAAAUUCAAGGACUUCUAUAACACCUAUGGAGAAUAAACAAAGUCGUUUAUCAGCCUUAGGAAGAUUAUUUAAGCCUUGGAAGUGGAAACGAAAGAAAAAAAGUGAUAAAUUUGAGCAAACAUCAAGAGUUUUAGAAAGAAAAAUAUCUAUGAGAGCUACAAAAGAAGAGUUAAUCAAAAGAGGUGUACUUCUGCCUGAUUAUGAUGUAAUAAAAGAAGAAACAGAACAUUUUCCUAAAAAAGAAAUCCCAAAAUUUGAAUAUAGUUUUCAAGCAAAUGGAUCUGUGUCUUCUGAACCUAGUUCCAAAGAAAUGAAUAGUUCAAAUUAUCAAGACUUAAUGGUGUCUCUUUGUGCUGCGUCAAAUACCGGUCUAUGUAAUUCUUUGAAUGCUAUAGUAACUUCCUCAUCUAACAGCUUGAGUUAG
Messenger RNA from Uloborus diversus, 815 nucleotides. RefSeq names its product phosphatase and actin regulator 1-like. Bases 186 to 815 code for a protein of 209 amino acids. Gene Ontology annotation, molecular function: actin binding. Gene Ontology annotation, biological process: actin cytoskeleton organization. NCBI's taxonomy places the organism in Eukaryota, Metazoa, Arthropoda, Arachnida, Araneae, Uloboridae. The record is from RefSeq and is a predicted model, not a curated record. The transcript has 5 exons.